AACCCUUUUCCGGUCAACAUCAAUUAACAACUUAACAUCUAGUCAGCGGAUCGCCAACAAUUAAUACGAGUAUUCCCAUUCUUGAGAUUUCCAUGCUUUUAUUAGGAAGGAUAUCAAGCAAAUGCUUUGAUCAUGGCUAGGCCAACACUAUUUUUAAAAUCUAGACAAGACUUUGGUGAACCGCUGGUACCUUUACAUCUCGAACCCACCAGACCCAACAAGCAUAUCCAACGUUCAUUGGCUUCGCGGCCAGUCACUGCCCUCUUGAACAGCCCCCCUCCAUGUCCAUACGUUUCUGCAAUUAAGGACCUACAAUCGACUUCCUCGGUUGAUCCUCGGUAUCCUUACGUCACGAUCGAUGUAUAUCUCUCUGCAAGUAACAGGAUCAGGUACACAAGUAAGUCUCGCAUAGCGAGUGCGGUUCCUCUGUCGGGACCUCAGCGAGGACGUUACGCCCGGUCGCUGAGGGAUCAGCGGGAAAAUAGUGUACAAGACGCGGGAGAGCCUUUCCUGAGACAUAUUUCUUCGGGUUAUCAGCAAUCGUUCAAUCUUGGAACUUGGCCAUAUUUUGAGGAACUUUAGGACGCCAUGACUGUUGAACUACCGUGGUGCUGAAUGCAAAAUGUGGUGACCAUAUCAUAUCACCUGGUUGUAGACAAUUCAAGAUCGGGCGAUUGAAGGAGUUCUUAUUCUGAUAUCGAGCACGAAAUCAGCAGAUGAUUUUCACUCUCCCAGUUUUAGAGAACACAAGAAUGCACUGUUAAUUAUUGGUUGAUUUUGUCACUCAUUGAAAAUAAGGCAUCCCCUUGAGAAAGGAAAU
Aspergillus alliaceus is the source of this 820-nucleotide messenger RNA. RefSeq lists its product as uncharacterized. The record is from RefSeq and is a predicted model, not a curated record. The coding region runs from base 133 to 582 and encodes 149 amino acids. The transcript is spliced from 3 exons. NCBI's taxonomy places the organism in Eukaryota, Fungi, Ascomycota, Eurotiomycetes, Eurotiales, Aspergillaceae.